Anoplopoma fimbria (sablefish) is the source of this 4152-nucleotide messenger RNA. Its product is annotated as RNA polymerase II elongation factor ELL2-like. Gene Ontology annotation, cellular component: transcription elongation factor complex. Gene Ontology annotation, biological process: snRNA transcription by RNA polymerase II; transcription elongation by RNA polymerase II; positive regulation of transcription elongation by RNA polymerase II. The transcript has 12 exons. Gene Ontology annotation, molecular function: cis-regulatory region sequence-specific DNA binding. The record is from RefSeq and is a predicted model, not a curated record. The coding region runs from base 20 to 1846 and encodes 608 amino acids. Lineage: Eukaryota; Metazoa; Chordata; Actinopteri; Perciformes; Anoplopomatidae.
GCAGAGAGAAAAGCCAGCGAUGGCUUCGCUCAGGCAGGAGCACCACUACGGGCUCUCCUGUGGGAAAAACAACAAAAACAGCCCCAACAGGACGCUGUACCAUGUCAAGCUCACGGACACGGCCAUCAGAGCGCUGGAGGCUUACCAAAAACUCAAGAUCUCUUUACCAAGUGAGCCAUCGAUUUGCUUCAAAGGAAACCAAGGGUACAUCAAGAUCCCAGCUCCCACACCAGAGUCACCUUCUGCUCUUCGCGUCUUUUCCUUCUACUUAUCCAGCGACAGCAAAGACCAACCUCAAGCCAGCUUCGACUGCAUCCAUCAAUAUGUUUCAAGUGACGGCCGUGAGCAGCUGGAAGGUCAAGGCAUCAUCCAGGACAAGAUCACAGUGUGCGCCACCGACGACUCCUACCAGAUGACCCGUGAGAGGAUGUCUCAGGUGGAGAAGGACAGCUGGAGCCGCUCGGCCAUUGAGAUCAAACCCGGAGCCACACAUCCAAGUAAAUGUGUCAAGUUCCACAAGAGGCCAGCUCCUCUGUCUGCAUCAGACAGCAGCUUGCAUAAGCAGUCUUCAAACACCAAGAAGAACGGCGCUAUGGCCACGCCGACCCAGAAGCCCUUGAGGGAGCGCAUCAUCCACCUCCUGGCUCUCAAACCCUACAGGAAACCAGAGCUGCUGCUGUGGCUGGAGAGAGAAAGAGCCGGCUUAAAGGACAAGGCGGAGCUGGGUUCUACACUGGAGGAGGUGGCAAAAGUGAAUCCCAAAGACAGCAGCUACCUGCUGAGGGACGACUUCUACAAGUAUGUGCAGAGGGACUGGCCGGGCUACAGCGAGGAGGAGAGGCAGCAGAUCAGCAGGCUGCUGGCCAGGAAGUUGCAGCCACACAUCGGCCACCAAUCAAGGAAUCUUCAAGCAAAUGUGCCAGUGCUGAAGACCUCGGAGGAGACGACGUUACAUCACAGCCCAGCAAAAAAUCCUGCAGUGAAACGUCCUGUGCCUUUUGACUCUCUGGAAAGGCUAGCCGUUAAGAGACAAAGACCUGCGGACCAGAAGUUGCAACAGCAGCCCUCAGUAAACGAACUCUUGAACAAUAAAGGACACGACAUUGCAGCUCCUACCCUCAACCCCAGUUUCAACACAAAGACUGAGUUUCAACGGACAAGUAACCAUAGUGGUAACCAAAACGGCUUACCAAUGGGCCACAACGGCUUCCCUCUAAUGCACAAACUGUCUAGCAGCUCUGACGCACCCGUCUCGGAGAGCAGAGACCAAGAACCCAAAGUAAACAGCCACCAGCCACCACAGGGUGACUCUGACUGUGCUCACCAGCAGCUCGCCAACAGCCAGCACAGGAAGAAGAAAUCCAAAAAGCACAAAGACAAGGAGCGGGAGAGGUUAAAAGACAACAAGGGCAGUGAAUGGUUGGAGACGAGUCCUGAUCUCAAGCAGAACCUGGACAAACUUGACAAUCUUGACAUCACAAAUGCUGUGGCCUCUGAGGAGAAGCCGGAUUAUGUGCUAACAUACGGCGCCAUCAUGAGUUUGGAGCAACGUGCGAGGUACCAGGAGGAUUUCUGUGCAGAGUAUGAUGAAUACAAAGACCUCCACUCCCGGAUCGCCACCAUAACUCACAUGUUUGUCCAGUUAGGAUCCAAGAUCAAGAACUUGUCCCCUGGCACACAAGAAUACAAGAUAAUGGAAGACCAAAUACAAGAAAAGUACAACAAGUAUCGAAAGAAGUUCCCAGGCUACCGGGAAGAGAAGAAACGCUGCGAAUAUCUCCAUGAGAAACUAUCCUACAUCAAACAGCUCAUCAUAGACUAUGAUGUCUCUCAGGCUUCUUCAUAGCAUUGGCUCUCCCCUUUAUCAGAUUUUUUUUAUAUAAGGAACACUCUUCUUUGCAACAAAAUUGUUUGUCAUGGCAAUUUACAAACAAUUGCCCUAAUGGUUUUUGUGAGGUUGUUCAAACCAGUGUCAGUGUAAGCCAUUUUAAUGGAAACAUGUAAGAGGUAGCAAAUAUGACUUUUACUUAUUCACUUUGUUUUUGACACAUGUUGUCAAACAUUGCUCUAGGCAAUUUUAUAGAUUUAAAGAAAUGCAGUGAAAUUUUCAAUUCCAUAUCAAAGUUGCCUCAACAUUGAUACUCAAUUGAAGCAGCCCAGUGCAAAAAAACAGAAAUGUUGGAAGUAAUUUUAUUUCAAGUGUAGCCUUCAUGUUUUAUUAUAUAAAUGGUAUGUUAAUUACUCUUGCCCCUUAAUGUUUCAGGAGAUUAUCUUGAAGGAAGACUAGUUUUAAGCCAUUGCUGCAUUUGCAUCAAGAUAUUGAGACUUAACUUUUAAUAAACUCUUCAAAAAUAAGUUGAUUUUGUAGAGGAAACAAGUGAAACAUUUUUACUCCUCGGCAUAAAAUUAUAUUUUUAGGUUUUAUAUCAAGUAAUUUAUUAAAAUGAGAAUCUUUUUGCAAUACAGCCAGUACGGGGCUCGUACUUUCCACCGGAAUUCAUCUGAUUAGCUUGUUUCAUGAGUGAAGCAUAUGGUCCUUACAUUUUCAAAUUCCUAAAAUACUUGCUAACAUUUGGAAAGCAGCUGAUUCCAUUGAGAGGAAAAAAAAAAUAUUCAAAUGGUUUGACUUAGUUGAUGCUAUCUCCCAAAUGCACUUGUGUUUAAAGUAUUUAUUCUCCAGACCUGUUUUUUUUUUUUUUUAAUGACUGGUAAAGGGACCAACAUGCUUGGCCUCGAUUGCUGUUGCAAUACUUUGGUGAAGAAGGACGAUUUCCUCCCCAAAGACAUUACUGACAUUGUUUAUCGGGCCCUAAUUCUAGUUUAAAGUAUUCUAACCCACUGGUAAGGAGCAUCUUUCUCUCUUUUUUUUUUUCUUCCUUAGAACUACUGAUGUAUUUAUUUUUAAGCCAUCUGCCUUUAUUCUGUGCUGUCUGUCUCCUCAGCUUGAUGCGUCAGGUCUUGUUAGAUCAAAGUGUUUGUUUGUUCCAUGUAGCUGGAUUGGAGAUUUGUGAGCAGAUCAAAGGUUUUGCCUAACAUGUUAUGUCACUGUCUGACCCGACACAGUUGUGGAGAGUGAAUGGGAUUAUCAUAAAAAAGUUGUGGUACUAUUUCGAACUUUGGCCUGGAGGGUUUAUAUCCUUCAGUUUCCAGUUAAUAAUCAUUUCCCAUUUUUGUUGCACUAAACCCAGUCUGAAAAAGGUGACAGCAGACUAGUUAAAUAUCCGUGCAGAUUGUAAUUGUUCUUCGUGGUUUUUCUUCACGCGGUCAAUGACAUGGAAGCCUUAAGAUUACACUUUUAUAGGACAAAAUCUUCAAACUGCCAAUAUCAACAAGGAGUCAUAAUCAACACAUAUCUGUUAUCUGCCUUAUAUUACAGUUAGAUGCAACAUUUAAACCUGUCUUAGCCAUUUCUCUGUUCAAAUGAAUGCCAACAGUGGCUUUCUCACAACUUUGAAUAUUACUUUCUAAAGGAAAUGUUUCAUAAUGUCGUUUAAAAAAACUGUCUAAUGCACAGUUUGAUUGGCUACGACGGCAUUGCUCAUUCAUCAGUUGCAUUUGUAAUUCUUCUGGUACUCUGUUUUUCAUAAUCAUCAUUGAGAUGUAUGGUCAGGUAUUUAUCAUUUGGAAUACUACUUUGGUUUAUACGGCGGCUGAUAUUCCUGUUGGCGUUUGAUUGGAUGAUUGUCUACAGUGAUUCCUGCUAUAUUUCAAGCACAGAAAAAACAUUGUUAAAAUACUCCUUCCCAAUCAUGUAGUAGGUGGUAAUUAAUAGAAGGUUUCAGGGAGCGAACAGGUUUAAUAGGGUCAAGUGGGUGAUCGAAGACUAUAAUUAUCUGUGGAUUAUUGAGUUUGAUGGAGACCAUAAUUAUUUGUGGGUUAUGUGAGUAGGAUGAAUGAAUCACUGGUCUUGAAGACAGAAUAUUUCUUCCAAAUUCGCUAAAUUAAUUUUAUUUAUCUGUCUUAAUCACAAGCUACAAGAAAAUGUUCAUAAAGUGUUGGUUUUUUUUGGACUGGAGCUGAAUAUUUACAAGGCUUUUUUGUUCUUGUACUUCAUACCUGCUGAAGGGAAAGCGUCCGAGAAGAGAGUAUAUAUGUUUUAUGAACUGCUUUUUACAAAUGUAUACCUUCUCUUUUCUUGCUGUGCAAAGUUCA